Molecule: messenger RNA, 2342 nt
Organism: Nerophis ophidion (straightnose pipefish)
Lineage: Eukaryota; Metazoa; Chordata; Actinopteri; Syngnathiformes; Syngnathidae
Product: oocyte zinc finger protein XlCOF8.4-like
Exons: 3
Coding region: 317-1870 (517 amino acids)
Biological process (GO): regulation of DNA-templated transcription
Molecular function (GO): DNA-binding transcription factor activity, RNA polymerase II-specific; RNA polymerase II cis-regulatory region sequence-specific DNA binding
Source: RefSeq, a predicted model, not a curated record
AAACACGGCGAGGAUAAAGCAAGAUGGCGUCUGACGGUGAAGACGUUAUUGCAGUCGUCACAGUUCAGUGUUCUUAAUCUGUGCCUCCAUGUACGCAUAUAUGUCCUUUAUUACACUCUAGUAAAUAGAGUAAACAUCGUUAAUAACUGUUUGCAUCCGGUUAUAUUAGUCUGAGCGCACUUUGACGUUUCUCGAGCUAACUUAACUUGCUAGUUAGCUUAGCUUGUUAGCUGCUAACAAAGAGAGGCAGAAGUGAUCAAAACACAUCACUAAGUAGAGAUCAAGUGUGAGUGUAAAGUGUUGUGAUUGUGUGAAAAUGUGCCAAAGAACGACAGCAGAGUACGAGGAGGAACUUUGUCCAACAAAAGAGGAGAAAGAGCGACAACAUGAAAAACAUCAAGUUGUGUUACACAGAACAGACAUCCAUCAGCUGAUUGGACACCAAGAAGAAUGUCUCGCUCAUCUGCAGGGGGACAGUUUCACUUUAGAAUAUCCACAGCCCUCACAUUUUAAAGGGGACAAGGGGGAUUCACAGCCCUUUUAUUUUAAAGAGGAAGAGGAGGGAGAGUGUCCUGUAGGGCAGGAGGAGGCUGAUGUCAGCAAGUUUCCACUGACUGUUGUCUCUGUGAAGACUGAAGAGCAUGAAGACAAACCACCUGAGUCCUCACAGCUUCAUCACAGUCCAAACGUUGAAGAAGAACCUCUACCCCAUGAGCAGGAGAAGGAACCACAGUCCCCCAACAUACGCGAGAAAAAAGAGGUACCACAUUCCCAGCACAGCAAAGAGGGAGGAGAGGAGCCACAUCCCCCCCACAUUAAAGAGGAAGGCGAGACGCCACAGACCCAUAAUGUUAAACUGACCCUUCACAUUAAAGGGCAAGCGGAGGACCCACUGAUCUUACACAUCAAAAAUGAAGAGGAGGACCCACUGACCCCUCACUUUAAGGAGCAAGAGAACCUGCUGACCCCUCACAUUAAAAAGGAAGAGGAGGACCCACUGACACCCUACUUUAAAGAGGAAGAGGAGGACCAAGAGCCGCCGCACAUUAAAGAGGAAGAGGAGGAAGAGGGCAUCAGUCAGCCUAAAUGGUUGGAGGAGUUCCCAGUGACUGGUGUCCCUGUGAAGAGUGAAGAUGAUGAGGUGAAAGGUGAAAGUGAGGAGAGGGGAGGGGGGGAGCCUCCAAGCAGCAGCUCAACACAACACAUGACAACAGAAGCUGAUGGAGACCACUGUGGAGGAUCACAAGCAGACAAGCUCUUAGCUCCACUAUCAGAUAGUGAGGACACAACGUCACACUCUCCUGACACUGAUGAUGAAGACUCUAAAGAUGAUAAGACAUGUCACACUGACAACACUCACUUCACAUCUUCUCACUGUCACAAAACCUUUCAAUACCAUUGUAGUCUGAAAACACACAUGAGAACACACACUGGAGAAAAACCUUUUUCUUGUUCACUCUGCAGUAAAGGUUUUAGACAAAGUAUCAAUUUGAAAGUACACAUGAGAACACACACUGGUGAAAAACCUUUUUCCUGUUCAACCUGUGGUAAAGGUUUUGCACAAAGUCAGGAUGUGAAAAGACACAUGAGAACACACACUGGUGAAAAAGCUUUUUCCUGUUCAAUCUGUGGUAAAGGUUUUACAAGAAGUACAGAUGUGAAAAGACACAUGAGAACACACACUGGGAAAAAAUCGCAUUCCUGUUCAAUCUGCAACAGAAGCUUUUGUGACCGAUCAAACUUUGUAGCACACAUGAGAAGACACCCAGGAGAGAAAGUGUUGAGUUGCAGUGUGUGUGGUGAAAGAUUGUCUUCUAAGUACCAGUGUAAGAAACACAAGUGUGCUGGUGAGAACAGCAGCAGCAAAUGAAACUGCAGGAUUUGAAAUAAACUGUCCAGACUUUCAUUUUGACUUUCUAACAACAUCAGCACAUAUAACAUGUGUGACAUUGUUGUUUGUCUAACAAUCUGUUUAAUAUGAUCUUUACAUUUAUAGAUUACAUAGUUUGAAAUAUAAAAUUAUUACUUAUUUGUACUUCUAAUUGUUAAUAAUCCCAUAGAUUAUCACCUUUAUAUGAUAUACAUAUGUACUGGUUCACAUCUGAAACAUCUUCUGGACCACUUCAGGAAGCAUAUUAUUAUUUACUUUAUACAUCAUUUAAACAGUUGUCUUUUAUACAAUUUUAAAAUGUGUGAUUUUAUGAAUCAUUUGUUGGGAAUCUGUAAUCCAUUUUAUUAUUAUCUUUAUUACUCUCUUUUGUAUUAUGAUAAUUGUGUUGUGAUUAUUUUAAAUGUAUGUCCCCAGACCUCUAUGCAAUAAAAAGUGAGAGAAAAUGUCUGAA